AUGGCAGCGCCGGGCGACAGGUUGGAGCCGCCGCCGCUCCCCGAGUACAGCUGCAGCUAUGUGGUGUCGCGGCCGGUCUACAACGAGCUCUCCUUCCAGCAGCAGUACGAGCAGCGCCCGAAAGAGCGCAAGACGCUGAGAGAGAACCUGGCCCAGGGCUGCAGUUGUUCAAGAAAGAGAACCCUUCGCAUAGUGAAGACUCUCCUGCCCAUCUUGGACUGGCUUCCCAAAUACCGGAUCAAGGAAUGGCUACUUAGUGAUAUCAUUUCAGGAGUUAGUACUGGUCUAGUGGGAACACUUCAAGGCAUGGCGUAUGCUCUACUAGCUGCUGUUCCUGUCGGAUACGGUCUCUACUCUGCUUUUUUCCCUAUCCUGACCUACUUUAUUUUUGGAACGUCAAGACACAUCUCAGUUGGACCUUUCCCAGUGGUCAGUUUAAUGGUGGGCUCUGUUGUUCUGAGCAUGGCCCCCGACGAACACUUUCUCGUAUCCAGCAGUAACGGAACUGCACUGAAUACCACCGUGAUAGACUUUGCAGCUAGAGAUGCAGCAAGAGUAUUGAUUGCAAGCACCCUUACUCUUUUGGUUGGAAUCAUACAGUUGGUAUUUGGAGGUUUGCAGGUUGGAUUCAUAGUGAGGUAUCUGGCAGAUCCUCUAGUUGGUGGAUUCACAACAGCUGCUGCCUUCCAAGUAUUGGUCUCACAGCUAAAGAUCGUCCUCAAUGUUUCAACCAAAAACUAUAACGGAAUUCUCUCCAUCGUCUAUACACUGAUUGAGAUUUUUCAAAAUAUUGGUAACACUAAUCUUGCUGAUUUCAUUGCUGGCUUACUCACCAUUAUCAUCUGUAUGGCGGUUAAGGAAUUAAAUGAUCGAUUUAAACACAAAAUCCCAGUCCCUAUUCCUAUAGAAGUGAUUGUGACAAUAGCAGCUACUGCCAUUUCAUAUGGAGUUGACCUGCAAAAAAAUUAUAAUGCUGGCAUUGUUAAAUCCAUCCCAAGUGGGUUUUUGCCUCCAGCGAUGCCAUCUGUGAGUCUGUUUUCUGAGAUGCUGACUGCAUCAUUUUCCAUCUCUGUGGUCGCUUAUGCCAUUGCAGUGUCUGUGGGAAAAGUAUACGCCAUCAAGCAUGAUUACACCAUCGAUGGGAAUCAGGAAUUCAUCGCCUUUGGAAUCAGCAACAUCUUCUCUGGAUUAUUCUCUUGCUUUGUGGCUACCACUGCCCUGUCCCGCACCGCUGUCCAGGAGAGUACUGGGGGAAAGACACAGAUUGCCGGCAUCAUCUCAGCUGGGGUCGUGAUGAUCGCCAUCGUUGCCCUGGGGAAGUUGCUGGAACCCCUGCAGAAGUCAGUCUUGGCAGCUGUUGUAAUUGCCAACCUGAAGGGGAUGUUUAUGCAGGUGUGUGACGUUCCUCGUCUGUGGAGGCAGAAUAAGACUGAUGCUGUUAUCUGGGUAUUUACGUGCAUAGCAUCCAUCAUUCUGGGAUUGGACCUCGGUUUACUAGCUGGCCUUGUAUUUGGAUUUCUCACUGUGGUCCUGAGAGUUCAAUUUCCAUCUUGGAACAGCCUUGGAAGUAUCCCUAGCACAGACAUCUACAAAAGCACCAAUAAUUACAAAAAUAUUGAAGAACUUGAAGGUGUGAAGAUUCUGAGAUUUUCUAGUCCUAUUUUUUAUGGCAACGUUGAUGGUUUAAAAAAAUGUAUCAAGUCCACAGUUGGAUUUGAUGCCAUUAGAGUAUAUAAUAAGAGGCUGAAAGCACUGAGAAAAAUACAAAAGCUCAUCAAGAAAGGGCAGUUAAGAGCAACAAAGAAUGGCAUUAUAAGUGGUGCUGGUUCAUCAAAUAAUGCUUUUGAGCCUGAUGAAGACAUUGAAAAUCCAGAAGAACCUGAUAUCCCAACCAAGGAAAUAGAGAUCCAAGUGGAUUGGAACUCUGAGCUUCCAGUCAAAGUGAAUGUUCCUAAAGUGCCAAUCCAUAGCCUCGUACUUGACUGUGGAGCCGUCUCUUUCUUGGAUGUUGUUGGAGUGAGAUCAUUGCGUGUGAUUGUCAAAGAAUUCCAAAGAAUUGAUGUAAAUGUGUACUUUGCAUCACUUCAAGAUCAUUUGAUAGAAACGCUGGAGAAAUGUGGUUUCUUUAAUGAUAACAUCAGGAAGGACAUAUUUUUUAUGACUGUCCAUGAUGCUGUCCUCCAUCUCCAGAACCAGGUGAAAUCUCAAAAGGUUCAAGAUUCCAUUUUAGAAACGAUCGCCCUCAUCCAAGACUGUAAAGAUCCUCUUGAAUUAAUGGAAGCAGAAAUGAUUGAAGAAGAACUUGAUGUCCAAGAUGAGGCUAUUCGAAGACUUGCUUCCUGA
Molecule: messenger RNA, 2343 nt
Organism: Rangifer tarandus platyrhynchus (Svalbard reindeer)
Lineage: Eukaryota; Metazoa; Chordata; Mammalia; Artiodactyla; Cervidae
Source: the annotation of a GenBank genome assembly